GCUGUACCCGAGACCACCCAAUCUGAACUCACCGUACAUGUACAUGUAUCUGAGACUAUUACCAGUAGACUCCACUAGCACUCAGAGUCCGACAGUACUUAGCGCAGCAGACCUAUCGACAAACAUUUUCGUAGCCAUUCUUCUUCCUUUCCGUUCACAGGUCAACGACAACGUGUUGUUCUCCAACAAGAAUAAUAACGUUCUCAGCCUUGUUUGCACUGCUCCUGAGAGAGGCUGACAUUGUAGAUUAUGAUGUGUGGUCCUGAUGACGACGUCUCUCUGCUCCUUGCGCGAUGGUGCGCCCGUACUACUACUACUACUACCACCGUGGCCAGCAGCUUCCUGUUGAGCGAGGUGGGAAAGAUGAACCAGCCAGUUGAUGGGUAGUACACGGAGCGAGGAACGAGCAUUUCCGCUUUUCGAUUGGCUCGCCGUGCGAGAUGCAACAACACGCUCAACACGAGUGAAAACCUCCUAUGAGCAAUGCUGGCCAGUCGACAAAACAUCGUCGAGUGCGCGAAACGACACCGCGCUGAAAGCUCGUUCUUCUCCCCUGUUGCUCCCAUUCGUUUACUUGUUGCAACCACAGGUUGUAUGUGCUCAUGUCGAAAUGUUGUACUGUUGCGAACAGGGACAAGGCGCCGUUGUCCACAAACCUCAGAAGGACCGUGUGAACAAGGGUACGGCUGGUAAGAUGUCGGCCAUCUUCGUGCAGGCAGCUCGAGUCGCUACAUUCAGCGCCGUACACUGGAGAUGUGCGUGUGUGGGUUGGAUAGUCGGGGCGACGGGAUAGUGUGUUUCAGCGGCCGGGCUCGAUGCCAGCUCGUCUUCGAAAUCCAAUGUGCUGACGGAACCAUUCCCGUCAUGGUGAACCGUUCGCGUUGCUGGACCCUGGAUUGUGUCCUCACAACUUUCCCAACCCAUCACAGACUGUCACUUCAAAAAGGAAUUUGUGCUACGAACGGAGAAGAAAGGUCAGCACGCUAACGAUCUCUGAGCGGACAGCUUUGCGAGUGUUAUCGGCUGGAUACACUGUGGUCAAGGCCAAGUAGUGCACUUCGUUUGCGUCCAGACCGGGAACUGGACGCUGAGCCUAUCCAACUUUUCACUUCCAAGCCGCUGACACGCCGUUCGAAUCAAGUCUUGCUGAAGGGAAGGAGACCAGAAUUUUCCACGAGAUUGCGAUUGACCACCACGGUUUUCCUGUGGAUGUGCUAGUACUGACCAAGAGAAGGGUAAACUGCAGCAGCAGGGGUAGAGCUUUGGAACAGACACACCGCCGAACCCCCGCCCAGCCAGACACGACCAUGGCAGCAUCCGACCGUAGCUGGUAUCAGUUGCAUGGCGGAUCACGUGCCAUGUCCACGUCUUGUCAGCACAUCCCUGCGCCGUCACCCCACCGAAACGUGCAGGCGGCGUGGCUGGAUGGCGACAGCUCGCCGGAGAAUCAGCCGCUAAGCCUGCGCGACAGCGCACGUCAUCACGCCGUUGCCAUUGACAACCGGCGAGGGCAGCAGACGCGACCGGCGUACGGUAAGCACCUUUCGCCGCACCCAGCGGCGCCGCCGAACAACCCAUCCUCGCCGUCGCCUCGGCUGCGACACUCGUUUCUCAGCAGCUCGCUGGCCAAUCUCCACCAGGAGAGAGUGCAACGAUCGCCCAGCCUGGCGCAGUACAAGUCGCAGCAUCACCCGCACCAACGACCGCACCUCAGCACGGAGGCCCUUAACCGUUCUCAGCAGAUCAGUGAGACGCCAGUGCGGAUCAGCGCUAUGCCCGAGCACCACAUUCAGCGACUGCUAGCCCGCCACGCACUCGAAGCAGAGGAGAGCAGCAGUGACACACUGAACUGUGUGCUAGUCGGUGAGCACGACAGCGGGAAGACGUCGCUGGUGAAUCGGUACGUUCUGAAAGACCUGCCCGUGGGCAAGUAUGAACCAACCGUCUUAGAUCACUACAACGUGAUGCUGACCAUUGACGAACAGCCUAAGCAGCUGCGCAUCUCCGACACAGGAGGUCUGGCCAAGUUCAGCACGUUCCGUCGUCUCAGCUACGCCAACGCUCAUGUCUUCAUGCUCUGCUUCAGCGUAACACAGCUGACGGCGUUGCGCAACAUCCAGGACGUGUGGCUGCCUGAACUGCGACAGCACAACCCCAAUACGCCCAUUAUCCUGGUGGGCAUGAAGGCCGACGCUCGCCUGAGCAAGAUCAGCAUAGACGGCACGCCAGUGGCCGUUGUGUCGGCCGACAAAGCCAGCCGUCUUGCCAAGGAGCAGCGCGUGAGCUACGUCGAGUGCUCUUCCUACACUGGAGUUGGCUUGAAGCAAGCGUUCGACGAAGCCAUCUGGCAGGUGGUCAAGCAACAACGAAAGGCCGCGGCAAAGAAGCCAGGGCAUUCCAUCUCGCACGGCCGGACGAUUAAGCAGGAACUCAAACGUGCUCUGAGCCGGACAACGAGUAGUAAUCCGACGGCAUCACCCGCCACGACUCAAUACUUCCGACACAACAGGCAGCAGAAUCAGCUGAGUCUGGCCCCCACCGCCGUACCCAUGAUCACACCAGAGAUGCCCGCGGGAGCAGCGGCAGACCGGUUUCAGCCUGGGGACGUGGGCGCAUGCGCUGCUGCUGCUGCGUACCCCCCACACGCCGGCGGGCAAAAGAAGCCGUCGCGCAAGAUCGUCGGAAAGCUCCGGAAAAUGUUCCGUCGCAACGCAGCCAGCGCAUCGUCCAACGACGUGGAAUUGUCCUACGCGGCCGUGAAAGCACCUGCGUCCGCGCCGUCGCCGAAGAAGAAACUCCUCAAGAUGUCACACUCCAUGAACGUAUGAACACUUGCGGUGGGCAUCAGCAAUGCCCCACUGCAGUAAUGUUAUAAGUUAGUAAUAUAUAUGCUAGGAUGACUGCGCGACUAAUGAUGAUUCCGUUAUGCAGCGCCCGCUGCACGCGAUGGUGAAGUCAGUGAUGCAGCAGCUCGUACCCGUAACCGACGUUGUUUGUCAACUCCGCUGCCGUGACCAUCAGCGGUUCACCCGUCGAUGCUGGACACCCCUCUGAAAAAAUACUAGCACAUUGGCGACGAAAGUGCAACUCGGGGGAAAAAUGUCUCACCCCACGAACAUAAGAACAACUAUGGAAAGACUGGGUCACGAGUUGGCAUCACCUGUUCUCCCGUCGACGCGUGGCAACAUCUAUUGCUGCCGGAUAUCGGAUAUGGCACCCUGGUUGUUCUGGAGCUGGUGACAGUUGUUCUGGAGGGCCCACUGUGACCAGUAGGUACAUCCGGACACACCCUAAAAUCACUUGAAUCUGUGUGCACUACUGGCCCAGUGCGUAUGGAAGUUUGAAACUGUUUUUUAAUCACCUAUCGCAUUCGUUGAGCAUAGCACUGCUUGCGUUCUUCUUCUGCCGCUAUAUCGACCUGAAACUGUGACGAAGGCAAUGCCGAGAGUGCUUGUGGAAUUGAAACGUUGGUUGUAAAGAAAGUGAAACUUCUUCUGUUCACUAGUGUGAUAACAAGGUCUAACGAUUCACAAUUUGUCGAACUGAUUAUAACAGUUGGCACAUAGCCACAUGCCGAAGCUAGAGCACACAUGGUUGCUUAUUUGUUCCUGCUGCUUUUAUCGUUCCGUUUAGCCACCCCUGUUGACAGGUCUUGCACACCGAGCGUAUACGCGAACUUGCGGGCCGCUGUCCAUUUAAUGUUAAUCAAACCCAAAAAUGCUAAAUUGAAAAUUCUUAUCCAAUACUAUGAUGGAUCAUCC
Messenger RNA from Sycon ciliatum, 3761 nucleotides. RefSeq lists its product as uncharacterized. Gene Ontology annotation, biological process: small GTPase-mediated signal transduction. The record is from RefSeq and is a predicted model, not a curated record. Gene Ontology annotation, molecular function: protein kinase binding; GTPase activity; GTP binding. Bases 1308 to 2828 code for a protein of 506 amino acids. NCBI's taxonomy places the organism in Eukaryota, Metazoa, Porifera, Calcarea, Leucosolenida, Sycettidae. The transcript is spliced from 3 exons.